CUCUUCUUUCUUUACUUAUUUUCUCGGCUUACAUUCUAUUCUGUUUGUUUCUUUUCUUAUUUUAUUGUUAUUCCCAACGAUAGUAUAAUGAAGCCACCUCAAGGAUUAUCUCAUAUUGUAUGCCAUGCUGGUAAUCGCGAAGAUUAUGAAAAAACGCGUGAAUUUUAUCUUGCUAUUGGAUUCAAACAUAUCUUGAAAGAACGCCAUGAAUCUGAUGCUGUCACUUGGUUGGUUCUUACUGCUGCUCCUGACGCCUUCUCAACUGAUAUUACUGUUCAAUUGAUCUUGAGUACUGGUGUUAUUCCUCAGGAUUUGACUACUGACCAACCAAAAGACACCGAUGAAUGGAAAAUGGAAGGUGUUGCUUUGGUUUUAACUAUUAAACAACUUGAUUCUAUGAAAACUCAAUUACAAGCCAUUGGUGCUCGAUAUAAAGAUAAAUCCUCUAUUGAUGGAAAAACUUUGGAACUUCAUGUAUUGGAUCCUUUAAACAAUGGUAUUAUAUUUGCUAAUCGACCUGCUUUUCCCAAUCUCUUGGAUGCUUCUACUUUAUCUUCUCAACAUUUUCCUCAAUCUUCUCGUAAGGAUGGAACUCCGAAACGUAUUGGUGUCUUAACUUCAGGUGGUGAUGCUCCUGGUAUGAAUCCUGCUGUACGUGCUGUUGUACGUUAUAGUAUAUCUAAAGGAUGUGAAGUCUUUGGUAUUUAUGAAGGUUAUCAAGGUCUAGUUGAUGGUGGCAAGUUUAUUCGAAAAAUGGAUUGGAAGAGUGUUCGUGGUUGGCUUGCUGUGGGUGGUACAAGUAUUGGUACAGCUCGUUGCAUGUCAUUCAAGACACGAGAAGGUCGAUUGAAAGCAGCAAGCAAUUUGAUCAAGAAUGGUAUUGACUCUCUUGUUGUAUGUGGUGGUGAUGGUUCAUUGACUGGUGCUGAUGUCUUUAGAUCAGAAUGGAGUGGACUGGUGGAUGAAUUACUUGCUACUGAUCGUAUCACCAAGGAAGAAGCAUCAGAAUAUAAUCAUUUGACAAUUGUUGGUUUGGUGGGAUCAAUCGAUAAUGAUAUGUCAAGUACAGAUAUUACUAUUGGUGCAGUCACAUCUCUUCAUCGUAUUUGUGAAAGUGUAGAUUCUAUUGGAACAACAGCUUCUUCUCAUUCUCGUGCUUUUGUAGUUGAAGUGAUGGGACGACAUUGUGGUUGGUUGGCUUUGAUGGCUGGUAUUGCAACUGGGGCCGAUUUUGUAUUUAUUCCUGAACGACCUCCUCCUGAUGAUUGGGAAACAACUAUUUGCAAUGUGGCUCACCGUCAUCGAGAAUUGGGCAAGCGAAAAACUGUUAUCAUUGUGGCUGAAGGUGCUAUCGAUACUUCUCUCAAUCCUAUCAAGGCAGACAAGAUCAAGGACAUUUUAACUGAACGUUUAGGCUUAGAUACACGUGUGACGACUUUGGGACAUACACAACGGGGUGGAUCACCUGCAGCUUUUGAUCGUAUUCUCGCCACUAUCCAGGGAGUAGCUGCUGUGGAUGCUGUUUUACGUUCUACACCUGAUAUGCCUUCUCCAUUGAUCGGUAUGAGCAACAAUGAAGUCACCUGCAAACCUUUGAUGAAAGCCGUCAAGCUGACACAUGAAGUAGCUGAAGCCAUUGGGGAAAAGAACUUUGCUCGUGCCAUGGAAUUACGUGAUCCUCAAUUUGCCGAAGAAUAUAACGUGUACAAUGCCUCAACUAUUCUGGAUGAUCAUUCUUUACAACUUCCCGAUCAUCUACAACUACGUAUUGGUAUUCUACAUGUAGGUGCUCCUGCUGGUGGUAUGAAUGCUGCAACUCGAACGGCAGUACGAUAUGCUGUGAAUCGUGGACAUACUCCUAUUGCAAUUUAUAAUGGAUUUGAUGGUUUGAUCAAGGGUGCCAUGAGCGAUUUAACUUGGAGUGAUGUAGAUGGAUGGACUUCUCGUGGUGGAUCUGAAUUGGGAACCAAUCGUCAUGUACCUGGUGAACAACUCGAUAUGGGAAUGGUUGCUUAUCAAAUGCAAGAAUUCAAUUUACAAGGUUUAUUGAUUAUUGGUGGAUUCGAAGCUUUCUCUUGUUUGAAGAAUUUGGAAAAUGCUAGGGCUAGAUAUCCUUCACUUUGUAUUCCUAUGUGUGUGAUUCCAGCAACAGUAUCCAAUAAUGUACCUGGUACGGAUUACUCUUUAGGAACAGAUACAGCAUUGAAUGCCAUUGUCAACUCUUGUGAUGCUAUUAUUCAAUCUGCUCGGUCAUCUCGUCGUCGUGUAUUUGUGGUGGAAGUUCAAGGUGGUCGCUCAGGGUAUUUGGCGGUGGAAGCAGGUUUAGCCUCUGGAGCAAACACAAUUUAUAUUCCAGAAGAAGGUAUCGAUUUGACAAGAUUACAGUCUGAUGUACAUCAUCUUAUGGCACUCUAUAUGGAUGAUGAUCCCAACAAAUCUGAAGGUCGUAUUGUACUUCGUAAUGAAACUGUCAGUAAAACCUAUACAACAGAUGUGAUCAGCAGUAUAUUCAAGGAAGAAGGACAUGCCCUAUUUGAUUCUCGUACGGCAGUUUUGGGACAUAUUCAACAAGGCAAUACACCAUCACCAAUGGAUCGUAUCCGGGCCACUCGUUUGGGAAUGAGUGCUAUACAAUUUAUGGAAAGGGAAACUGAACAAGUAUUAAAUUUGGCACGCGGUCAAUCAACACCUGUUGAAUUAUGCAAGACUGACAAAUCUGCAGUAGUAGUUGGAUUAGAUGGUGCUGGAGUAUCCUUUAUGACGGUCAAACAGUUAGAACCUUUGACGGAUAUCAAGAAUCGUAAACCUAAGAAAGCUUGGUGGUAUCAAAGAAGACCUCUAGUGGAUUUAUUGGCUGGUCGUGGUUUAUUCUCUCCUGGUGCUCAAUCUCUUCGAUCAUCAUGAUAACUUAGUUUAGUUAUAGUUUGAUAUUUUUUUUUUUUUUUAGUAUUUAUGUACAAAACUUUUUUAAAUAGACUUUUUAUAUAUAUUAUCGGGUUAGUGCGACGCCAUGUGGAUAGAAACCAAAAAAGGCAGAUAUCUAUUGGCAAAUGGGUUUCUAAUGGAAGGAAAAAUAAAAAAAUAAAAUAAAAAA
Molecule: messenger RNA, 3094 nt
Organism: Halteromyces radiatus
Lineage: Eukaryota; Fungi; Mucoromycota; Mucoromycetes; Mucorales; Cunninghamellaceae
Product: 6-phosphofructokinase
Exons: 4
Coding region: 88-2904 (938 amino acids)
Biological process (GO): canonical glycolysis; fructose 6-phosphate metabolic process; fructose 1,6-bisphosphate metabolic process
Cellular component (GO): cytoplasm; mitochondrion; 6-phosphofructokinase complex
Molecular function (GO): fructose-6-phosphate binding; 6-phosphofructokinase activity; identical protein binding
Source: RefSeq, a predicted model, not a curated record